This is a messenger RNA of Nematostella vectensis (starlet sea anemone), 5523 nucleotides long. Its product is annotated as phosphorylase b kinase regulatory subunit beta. NCBI's taxonomy places the organism in Eukaryota, Metazoa, Cnidaria, Anthozoa, Actiniaria, Edwardsiidae. Gene Ontology annotation, biological process: glycogen metabolic process. The transcript has 30 exons. Gene Ontology annotation, cellular component: phosphorylase kinase complex. Gene Ontology annotation, molecular function: calmodulin binding. The record is from RefSeq and is a predicted model, not a curated record. The coding region runs from base 65 to 3301 and encodes 1078 amino acids.
CUGCAACAAAAACAAAGAUGGCGGACUGUUUCUCGUAGAACGAGGAAAGUAUUUUAUUAAAAACAUGGAGUGGGUCAGAGGGUCGGAACGAGUAGAGGACCAAGAGAGAAGGCUUCUUCUCGACAGAUUCUACCACAGAGUUAAGCGUCAAAUACUUCAAUAUCAGAGUGGAAGUAUUGGUCUUUUUCCUCUUAAGACAUCAUCCAAAGAUAGAUGCCGGGAGAGUCAUGUGCGGGAGAACAUCUACUGUGCAAUGGCUGCCUGGGGAGUAGGGACAGCCUAUAGACACAUGGGUGAUAACCAAGGAAGAACCUACGAACUGCAGCAGAGUGCGGUCAAGUGCAUGAGAGGCAUUCUAUUUUGCUACAUGCGCCAAGCUGACAAGGUGGAGCUGUUCAAGCGUAACCAGUUGAGUGAGAACUCACUGCAUGUGUUGUUUGACGUGAACACGGGGGACCCUAUCUACAAGGCUGAUACUGAGUAUUCACACCUCCAGACAGAUGUGGUGUCCCUGUACAUUAUCACUCUGGCACAAAUGAUUUCUACUGGUCUCCAGAUUAUUUACACAAGUGAUGAAGUGAAUUUUAUUCAGAAUUUGGUGUACUACAUCGAGAGAGCCUACCGUACACCAGACUAUGGCAUGUGGGAAAGAGGAAGCAAAGAGAACAUUGGUCACAAGGAGCUGAAUGCCACGUCAAUAGGGAUGGCGAAGGCUGCACUGGAAACUAUUAAUGGAUUCAAUUUAUAUGGUGGGCAGGGCACCUCAUCCUCUGUGAUCUAUGUGGAUCCUGAUGCGCAUAACCGCAACAGCACCAUCCUACACUCCCUGCUUCCUGUGGCCUCUUCCUCUAAGGUCACAGAUGCGUCACUGCUGAUGAUCACAGGAUUUCCUUGCUUUGCAGUGGAUGACGAUACUCUGCGGAAAAAGACUCAGGCUUUGGUGCUGGAAAAGUUAGAGGGUAAAUAUGGCCUGAAACGCUACAUGCGGGAUGGCUACAAAUGCGUGCUGGAAGAUAAAAACAGAAAAUACUACGAGAAACGAGAGCUGGAGUACUUUCAUGGUAUUGAAAACGAGUGGCCAAUAUUCUUCGCAUAUUUAGCAAUUGAUGCUCGGUUUCGCCAUGAUUACGAAUGUGCCAACCACUACGUAAAGCUUCUCCAGGAUGGACUGCUGACAAGUAGUGAUUAUGGUGACGUCAUGCCACAUUAUUACUAUGUACCCAAGAUCUAUAUAGAUGCCGAAAGGCGCAAGCCACACUCCCAGGUCCGACUACACUCAGAGGGAGAGGAUUUGUUCCUGUGGGGACAAUCGAUGCUUAUUCUGAUGGAGUUACUGGCUGAGGAUUUACUAGAUAUCAAUGAGCUUGACCCAAUUGGACGACAUCUGAUCCCCUCGGCAAAGGCACGACAUUCUUUCAACUACAGAUACUCGUACUUUACGGUGUCGGAGGCUGAUAUUGUUGUCCAGGUUGCUCUGAUAUCAGAGAGCAGAAACUUGCAGUCUAUCUUGGCGACCUUCGGCAUCGAGACACAGACUCCACAGCAGAUUGAACCGAUUCAGAUCUGGCCCCCUGCUCAGCUUAUUCAGGCUUAUGAGAGAUUAGGUGUCAAUCAGAAGCUAGGGAUGAUGGGAAGACCGUCUCGACCAAUAGGAGCGCUAGGGGCAAGUAAGAUCUAUCGUAUUCUUGGUCGUACGGUGGUGACCUACCCCAAGCUCCUGGAUGAGUUGGAUUUCUACAUGUCAUGGGACAUGUUUCUUGUCAUUGAUGAAAUUAAGUCAGUGUUGUCGUUUGUGCGUAACAACUGGAGCAUGCGCGGAAGACCUACGCUCUGCUUCCUGCUCAAGGAGAACAACCUCAGGGGCAAACAUUUUCACGAGAUGUUGGAUCUGUUGGCCUCCUUCAAGAGUGGAGAGUGCGCCGGUGUCAAGGUCAGGCUGGGGAAACUGCAGACCCUUGUAUCUACUGGUUGCACUGAGCACUUGGACUUCGUACAGCCCGAUGACGAGUUAAGCGCAAGUAGGACUGACACGGAGGAGAUGGAGUUUGAGCGGCAAAGGAUCAUGGAAGUAGAACCAAUAGAGGCCAGUCCCUCCCGGCAGAGUACCCGCUUCAAGCGCCUGAGCCGUUCACUGACUGUCAAUGAUGAUGAUGACAAGGGGAACCCUUUGGAUGAUGAGGAUGGGAGAGAGCUGGUGACGAAAUCUCGUGAAAGCCUUGUGUAUGAUCUGCAGUCCACUACCUCGCUAGCAAAACAAAUGCUUAUCCUUCAAGAGCUUCUAAAGCGUGAGGGUAAAGACUUCAUGACUACGGAUGGUACAGUCCUUGAGCGCAUCGACUCCGUUUACCGCAGGGCGGGCUAUGACAGGAACUGGUCUGUGGUGCGGAGAGGGGCGGGACUCCUUGGCAAGCUUGCAGACAGCUUAGCACCUGGCAUCACCACCAUCCUUGUGUCUGGGAAAGUGGUUACUAUCGGCAUGUACGGUCACGAGGAAGAUGUGAUUUACGAGCCCAUCACGCCAGCUACAAUACAGAAAAUCCUGUACACCUAUUGUUAUCCACAUGACGUCAGAGAGGCAGUGCUACAGCAGGAGAUGGUGCUUUACCUGGCAUCAUAUGUUGCCACCAUGCCGGAAGCCUUCACCGGGAUGCUCAAGAUCAGGAUUGGCUGGAUCAUACAAGCCAUGCGCCACCUACUGAGCUACGGACCUAACCUAGGGUCACUAUAUGCUCAGCCACCAAGCGGCAUCAAAAAGCUCCUUAAGAUUGUGCUCAAGUCACGAGGCAAGCUACAUGGACAAGACCUAGCACCCAAGAAUCCACUGCAGAUCCGCCAGCUUGACGGCGCUGUACAUCGUGUUCCACCCGGUUUCUAUGACAAAGUCUGGAAUAUACUGUGCAGUUCACCUGGGGGCAUCAAAGUCAGCAACCAUCACCUUGACCAGCUGCCAACGAUAUCUGACAUGACCAAACAAGAGAGGAAUUUCCAGCUGAAAGUAGAAGAGCUUCUGAGCGACAUUUCAAAUCCUGAGUACAGACAGCUGGUAGUGGAGUUGUUGGUUGUCUUGGCAACUAUUCUGGAACGCAAUCCCGAGGUGGAUUUUGAUGACUGCAUCGACCUUGAUAGUUUUCUAGAAGAAGCAAUAAAACUCUACCUCAUCGAUAAUCCAGCAACGGAGCCUGAGCAGUUCUUCAACACUCCUCCAGACGGAAAAGGUGGGACCACCACUUACCUGACGAGGGCGGUGGUCAAUAGUCUCCUUGCAGAGGGGAUGGAUGUGGAGUCUUGCAGUGUCAGCUGAGCGGGAUCUUGGCACAACCGGGGAACAUCAGCCCACUGGUACAUGGUACAUGGACCUUCUAACUAUAGAAACAUCAACUUACUGGUACAUGGUACAUGGACCUUCUAACUAUAGAAACAUUAACUUACUGGUACAUAGUACAUGGACCUUCUAACUAUAGAAACAUCAACUUACUGGUACAUGGUACAUGGACCUUCUAACUAUAGAAACAUCAACUUACUGGUACAUGGUACAUGGACCUUCUUACUAUAGAAACAUCAACUUACUGGUACAUGGUACAUGGACCUUCUAACUAUAGAAAUAUCAACUUACUGGUACAUGGUAAAUGGACCUUCUAACUAUAGAAACAUCAACUUACUGGUACAUGGUACAUGGACCUUCUAACUAUAGAAACAUCAACUUACUGGUACAUGGUACAUGGACCUUCUAACUAUAGAAACAUCAACUUACUGGUACAUAUCACAUGGACCUUCUAACUAUAGAAAUAUCAACUUAAUGGUACAUGGUACAUGGACUUUCUAACUAUAGAAACAUCAACUUACUGGUACAUGGUACAUGGACCUUCUAACUAUAGAAACAUCAACUUACUGGUACAUGGACCUUCUAACUAUAGAAACAUCAACUUACUGGUACAUGGUACAUGGACCUUCUAACUAUAGAAACAUCAACUUACUGGUACAUGGUACAUGGACCUUCUAACUAUAGAAAUAUCAACUUACUGGUACAUGGUACAUGGACCUUCUAACUAUAGAAACAUCAACUUUCUGGUACAUGGACCUUCUAACUAUAGAAACAUCAACUUACUGGUACAUGGUACAUGGACCUUCUAACUAUAGAAACAUCAACUUACUGGUACAUGGUACAUGGACCUUCUUACUAUAGAAACAUCAACUUACUGGUACAUGGUAAAUGGACCUUCUAACUAUAGAAAUAUCAACUUAAUGGUACAUGGUACAUGGACCUUUUAACUAUAGAAACAUCAACUUACUGGUACAUGGUACAUGGACCUUCUAACUAUAGAAACAUUAACCAACAUGGCACAUGGAACACCUUGAUGUAGUCAUUAUUGUAUUCGACAUGAACGUCAAAAUAGGACAUCAAUAUUUUGUACAACAUCAACAUCUUGUUUGUACAACAUGGACUCCACAAAAAAAUCAUCAUCUUGUUAGUACAUGGAUCUGACAAAGGAUCAUCAUCAUGUUGGUACAUGGACUCCAUAAAAGGACCAUCAUCUUGUUGGUACAUUGACUUCACAAAAGGACCAUCAUCUUGUUGGUACAUGGACUUCACUAAAGGAUCGUCAUCUUGUUGGUACAUGGACUUCACAAAAGGACCAUCAUCUUGUUGGUACAUGGACUCCAUAAAAGGACCAUAAUCUGGUUGGUACAUGGACUCCAUAAAAGGACCAUCAUCUUGUUGUUACAUGGACUCCACAAAAGGACCAUCAUCUUGUUGGUACAUGGACUCCACAAAAAGUCCACCAUCUUGUUGGUACAUGGACUUCACUAAAGGAUCAUCAUUUUCUUGGUACAUGAAUCUGAUAAAGGAUCAUCAUCUCGUUGGUACAUGGAUCUCACAAAAGGAUCAUCAUCUUGUUGGUACAUGGACUCCAUAAAAGGACCAUCAUCUUGUUGGUACAUGGACUCCAUAAAAGGACCAUCAUCUGGUUGGUACAUUGACUUCACAAAAGGACCAUCAUCUUGUUGGUACAUGAAUCUGACAAAGGAUCAUCUUCUUAUUGGUGCAUGGAUCUCACCAAACGAUCAUCAUCUUGUUGGUGCAUGGAUCUCACAAAAGGAUCAUCAUCUUGUUGGUACAUGGACUCCACAAAAGGAUAUGCAAAGAUGGCAAAAACCAUCAAAACUUUUAAAUAUAUCAAUAAAUAAUUAUUAACAAACUGAUUUGAUAAGGUUUAUUGCGGAAACACUGUUUGACCUAGUUUGGGAUAUUAGUAAAAGAUAGUAUAGGACAGUGUUCUUGUUGAUUAGCUGUAAUUAAUUUGCUGAGACUUGCUGAAAACGAUUAGUGUAAUUUGAUACAUUUUUAUAUUAUUCUUAUAUUAUUGGCAGUAACAGCUGCAAUUUAUGCACGCUACAAAAUCAAUAGGUGCAAAGAUAAAGGUUUUCUAGAUGUAAAUAGAACUUGUGUAGAUCUGAUAUGUAAUGGCUAAGAUGUAAAGCUAAUUACGAUAAUGAGUGUCAUUAAAACACAUCAAGUAUCAA